Austrofundulus limnaeus is the source of this 1839-nucleotide messenger RNA. RefSeq lists its product as uncharacterized. The record is from RefSeq and is a predicted model, not a curated record. Lineage: Eukaryota; Metazoa; Chordata; Actinopteri; Cyprinodontiformes; Rivulidae. The transcript has 4 exons. Gene Ontology annotation, cellular component: membrane. Bases 410 to 1333 code for a protein of 307 amino acids. Gene Ontology annotation, biological process: regulation of cell differentiation.
UCAAUGUCAGCAUCUAAAGGUUUUUCUUUUCCUGUAUUUAACAUGUAGCUAUGGGRAUAUUUUGCAGUUCACUAGAUUAUUUUUGGUACUUCUAAAACAUGAUGCAGAACUUUAAUGAAUGUUAAUUUUAUGAAGGAUUUGAAUGGGAAUAAAUAACAUGAAGUUGUGAUUCUAAUGAUAAAAAUAUCGGAUCUUGUAAUUAUAAUCUUAUCAAGUAGAGUAAAAAGCUUAUUUUAAAUGACUAAUAAUUUGAGUUAGCAUCUAAUGCACUGUAAAAAGUGAUUUGCUUACCAGGUGAAUUUGUUGUGAAUAUGAGUGUUUUUGUUUGGUGCUUUGUACCGAUCGAACCCAACGUCCACAGCCCCCUGAUCCUCCCACCAUCUGACUCCCUCUAAUCUAAUCUGGUGGGAUGAUGGAGCGACACAGUGUUCACUCUUUAAUCCACAUGUACAUUUCUCACGCCGCUGCCAUGAUCACCGGGACCCCGCCUAAUGUCAGUGUUCCCGCCCCUCCCUCCUGUCCAGGUGGAUUUCUUUUCAAGCAGUGGAAGAAAAGGUUUCUGCGUCUGACCGCUGAAGGCAGCCUCUUCGUGUGCCACGAUACGCUCUCUCCCCCCGACCAGAUUGUUUUGUUGCAAAGCGACUGCGAGGCAAUCGUGGAGGGCAAGGAGAUCCUGGACCUGCCUAAACUGCCUUCUGGUGCGUGCAGGGACUGCUGCUUUGCCCUCAUCCUUCCUCAGAGUAAAUACCUGUUGCUGCUCUCAGAAACCCCCCCAGAGUGCAGUCAGUGGCUGAAUGUGCUGAAAAAGGUGAAAAUGAGUCUCUCGUCCCCUCUCAGUCCUUGCAAACGGCAUCAAAUAUUACCGCCACGCCUCAUUCUCCGAGACCUGGUGCCCGAGCAAAUUCUGGACAAAGAUCCACCGACUCCACCCGUCAGUGACACCGAGUCAUCCUCCCCUGGACCWACAUCCAACGCUUCCCCUAGAGAGAAAGGCAGGAAUUCCCCACGAACAAAGAACUACAGGCGAUGUGCACAGACAGUGGGYUGUCUGCGCCACGGCACCAUCACCAACGCUCAGGCAAUGAAGGGGGUGUAUCUGUUGAUGGGCGGGGCUGCUGCCUCCUCCGCCGUGGGAUACCUGGGAGCGUGCUCGUCCUUCAGUGUGGACGCCAAAGCUGACCUGCCGAUCAACGCGGAUUUCUCCGGCGCCGGACCUGCAGGAGUGUGCGACAUGAGGGGCGCUGCGCUGGACUCGCCUCACUACAACAGCUUUGACUUUGAAGUGGCAGACUCUGAUUUUGAUGCUUUUGAUUGCGGRGGGUUUACUUUCUAARGAUCGAAUCUGUCUUUUCUUUAUGUCUUUAUCUUUGAGUAAAAAUGUCAUUUGUGGCACUUUCUGAGAAACAGCGGGUACCACACUGAGGAAUCCUGCAAAAUAUUGUAUUAUGUGUAUAUUUUAUUUGUUUUUGGUAUAAUAAUGUGUUGAUGUUGGCAGUGUUAGGUUUCCAUACAGUUUGUUUUAUUUAUUACUGAGUUGUUGUAGAUUCUUAGCUGAUUCAAACUAUUUGCCUGGAAUAGACAUUAAGCCCUCCCAUUAAUCAAACACACAGCAGCCUACAUACAUGUACAGAGUAUGAUGCAGCUUAUUGCGUAAUGUUUCUGGAUUAUCAUAUGUAUUGUACAACUCUAACUGGAUUAAUGUGGAACUGCAGUAGAUUUUGCAUUUGGAGACAUACCAAAGAGCUCGUUUAAAUCUUUUGCCUGUGUGCACUAGAUUUUUCCCUGUCCYAAUUUACUGUYUGUACUUCAYAAWUAUUAUUUAYUUAUUUAUUUCCUUUA